CGGCGGCAAAUCGCCAAAACACAGGAGCCGCGUCGGGUGAGACCUCUAGCGGAUACUCUGUUGUCAGCAAGGCUUAGAUCAGUGUUUUAUCGUGUCCCGGCGUUGUCGAUGUGCGUCGUUAAUGUUCGACCCUUCUUGCUGUUCGCUACUUCGUCUUUGGUCGAUUUUCUUGUCUGGAACAUCAUCGUGAAACCUGACUCAAGCAGAUCUGCUCACGGCGUCCAUGGGUGAACCUUCGAGCACCAUUGAGUAUUUGGUGUUGGCCUGCGAAGUUCCACCUGCAUCUUGUGUGGCACCGUGAAACUCGCCUGGACAAGAUUCUGGCGAGUUGGAAGUUGGCCGAUCCCUUACUUGGCCUGGAGCCGUGAAGACGCAGCAGCCACACGUAUGUCACCUGUGUGACUGACAGCAGAGUUGAUGGCACGAGCUGACCGUUUUAACAGAACCGGAUGGCCCUGCUGACAGCCCACUGACUCGAGAGGUUCAGUUGACAAUGCCAAAGCCAGAAGAAACAUCUAAACCGAAGAAAAUGCAACGAGUGUCAAGAGUGAUGACUAUCUUGCCCACACCUUCACCCACAGAAAAACUCGGGAAAAGGAGUGCUCCACCAAUCUCAAAAGUGAACUCAAACUUUCCAAAAGGUAGGAUUGUGACUCCUGUUGCAGCUGCGCCAGACAGCGGUGGAGGUAGUGUCUCCGAGGCAUUAUCAAAGAACUUUGCGCCAGUGGUUCCUGUAAAACUAUCGCAUAACCCAGCACCAAUGAUUCGUGUGAAUAAGCCUAGUACAUUGCAACACCCACUGGGUCAGUUGGAGGAAAACUUAGGCAGGCCAUCCACAUUGCUUGUGAAUAACGAAAGUAGCAUGCACUCCACUGCUGGCAGAAAUGAUGACACUAUUCUCGUUGUCAAGAAGAUGCAGAACGGCAUGACUGUCAUAACAGCACAACUGGCGAAAUCCGGCAGCAAGGGGCCAAACUGUGGCGGCAUGUCCCAGGAAUGUUCUCCCUGUCACGUAGAUAGAGCCUUGACUAAAGUGACAGCGAGCACCGUCAAGCUGACAUCUGGAAAUAAUUUUGUGAAGGUCACUGCAAAUGCUCCAAAAAUGGCGGUCACAGAGUCACACCUGUCCGCUGCAGCUAUCCCAACUGUAAAGUCACAAGGGAGCUCAAGACGAGAGCAGCAGUCAGGCAACCAGGAAAGUGGCUAAAUGCUCGACCUCAGUACAACAAAGCUGGCAUUCUCCUGCUGUCGUCCGUGUAACGCCGAUACAAGGCUCCACUACGGGCAAGACAGUUCUUGUGGUUCCACCUCAAGGAACAACGAUGCCUAUCAGUCCUGCUGUGAACAGAAGCGCUGUUUCACCCACUGCCUCUAGCAAGCCAGUGGAUGUGGGGAGGCCUGCAGGGAAGCAGGAAAGAGUUGCUGGAGGGGUGCAGGAUGUAAACGAAACAACACAGACCAUUGGGUAUGCAUCUGGACAACAGCAAGAGGAGGAUGGCUGCGGCAUUAAGAUUUCAGACGUCAUCAGCUUGGCUGGAAAAGGUCUGACUUUUCUGGAACUAGCAGUCCCACAAGAGACUGAAGAAGGAGAAUCACCUGAUGCCAGUAGUACAAAGUGUGGUGGUGAGAACUACAAAAAGCCUGAUACAAAUGGAGAUGGGGAAACCAACGCAAAACUUGAGAUGCCUCCACUCUCAUGCAUGCUUAGCGUGGGAGCAAAUGGGUCAGAUGGGGAUGUUAUCGAGCUGUGUUCAUUCCAAGCAAAGACAGGAAAUUCUGUUAUUGGAUCACAAAUUGUGUUCAAACCUGCACCUCAAGGCAACGCAAGCGGAAGCACUUGUCCAAGAUCUAAGGUAGAUAUGCUGAACAAGCUGAAGGAGGCCAUCAAGGCACUUGAAGAGCCUACACUUCAGGAUUGCAAUUUGUUUACUGAGAAAGAAAAGGGCUGGCUGGUAUCUCUAUUACAUCGGGUCGAAAAGGAUGCCCGGGUUUCAGAAGCAAGCAAGAGAGACCCUGAACAAUGUUCAAGUGGUCCGAAUGUGGUGGUUGAUAAAAUAAAAACAGAGCCUGGAGUUUCAACUGUCACCUUGCCUAUAACACCAUACCAGAGGGACCCUGAACAAGGUUCAAGUGGUGUGAACGUGGUGGAUGUUGGCAAGCUUCAAGAAAAGUCACUGGAAGUAGACAGAAACGUUAAAAUAAAAAGAGAGCACGGAAUUUCACCCGACACCUUGCCUCUAAAAGCAUACCAAGGGGUCCCUCAACAAGUUUCAAGCAAUUUCAACACAACAGAUGCAGAAAAGGUUCACCUCAAAUCAUCACAUGAUCAGAGCAGAGGAGUUAACACAAAAACAAAACCUGAAUCUCUGCACCGCUCAGUGCCCAGUGCCAAGAAUGAGGAUGCAACUGUGCAAAAAGAGAGUAUCGCUCAUAAACCUCUCCGUCGUAUCGUCAUCACUUCAGAUGAGCUUCCAUCGCUCAGCUCCGAUGAAGUGAAAAAUGGACUUGAGGCAUUCCUCGUUAAGAACAACAUAUCCAACAAUUUUUCCAAAGAUGAAAUUAUCAAGCUGCACUGGGAUGGAAAAGAUGUGAGCACAUUUCACUUUAGAGAUAUAGAUAGUGAGGAGCUGCAGCAGCCACCCACAGGGAUCGUAAAGACGAACAGGCCUUCUAUUCUCAGGCCUGUGAAGGUGCCUCAACCUGCAGGGGGCAUCGGCACUGAACCUUUUACAACUGCCACGGAGAUGAGCAGCAAGGAAACACUGUCUGAACCUGUGCUUUCUCAGGCUGAGAAAGUUGUGGAAGAGUUGAUGGUUCCCAUCGAUGGGUCUUCAGUGCCAGCCGGCUUUAAGGCAGUCAAGCUCAACUGUCGCACAGAUACUGGAGAGGUGCUGCAGUGUGUUGUCUUGAAGUCAAUAAAGCCCUAUUCAAUCACCUGUACUGCUACUAUAGUUGCUGCAGAAUCAGUCAAGCACUUGCUGUCUAAAACCAGCACUACGACCUCCAAUUCACUAAUCAAGCAACCAAAGCUCAUUGCUCUCUCAUCAGCACCAACAGCGGGUUGCCCUGGCAGCACCAUGCCUGUUACAGCGUCAAAAGUAGUUAGAGUCAAGCGCACACCUUCAGUGCCACUGGGGCCUCGGAGUUCACAGGCUGUUCUACCAGAAAGCGCAGUGCAUUUGCAGGCUGAUCUUGCACCUCCAAUAGCAUCAAAGCCCGAGUCCUCUGCUGAAGCUGACGAUGCAGAAAGGAUAUUUGAGCCAAAAAGCCUGCUUGAGGUGUACAACAAUACAUUGGAAGUUGCACCAUUAAAGAGAGCAGGACUGAAUGACGGCAGUUUGCCUGACACCUCCAGCACGAGCAGCACUGAUGCUAGUGGUGACUAUGUUCCACCAGUUGUAAAUAAAAAAAAGGAGCAUCCACAAGCACCAAAGCGCUUGCCCCCCAAAAAAUCGACUGUAUUACGGGAAUACAGAACACGCAGGCGAAAGAGGCAGUGCAGAAAACAAGACCCCCAGGUGGUAGCCCCAAGUGCCAAGCGCAAUGCAAGCAACAAGAAUGAUAAUGUAAAUGUGGCCAUGAUGUCGUCAAAAAACUGCAUUGACAGACCAUGUGUUGUGAGCAUGUAUCACCUGAAUGACCAAGUGCUUGCGAACGGCUUUGUGAACCUGACCACUGUCAAGCACGAGGAUCUCUUUCUGUUGGCAUCCAGCCCAGUGGUGAGGUUAUCGUCAGACAAGCUGGUCUCAGUGGUUGAACUGAAGCCCCGAGCGUCGGACACUUUGCAGCAGAGUGCAGAGGUGUCCAGCAUUACAGAUACAGACAAUUUGGAGCGGUUGCUUAAGGAACAGCAAAACGAACUGGUACAGCUGCGCAAGAAAUACAAAAAGCUAAGCCCUUAGCUGCCUUAGGUCUACCUUAAACAGACCAAAGUGUUUGUACAGGACAAUGAAGCUACAUCAGAUUUUUUUUAAUUUCCCCCAUACGGCAGUGUCGUAGACGAGCGCCAGCCAAGCUCAGUGUCUUAAUGAGUGACUCGGUGAGUUUAUAUUUAUGUUGAAAAGUAUUCCUGCAUUUUAUUUCAUUUUAGUGCACUAUUAGCACUAGUUUGCAAUAUACGUAACUGCUGUGUGCAGUGGUACAUUCAAUGUCACUCCCGCCAUUGUUUAAUAAAGCGUUCUGUCAUCU
Messenger RNA from Dermacentor silvarum, 4188 nucleotides. RefSeq lists its product as uncharacterized. Lineage: Eukaryota; Metazoa; Arthropoda; Arachnida; Ixodida; Ixodidae. The transcript has 5 exons. The record is from RefSeq and is a predicted model, not a curated record. Bases 1323 to 3902 code for a protein of 859 amino acids.